This is a messenger RNA of Lactuca saligna, 381 nucleotides long. NCBI's taxonomy places the organism in Eukaryota, Viridiplantae, Streptophyta, Magnoliopsida, Asterales, Asteraceae. The record is from the annotation of a GenBank genome assembly.
AUGACAUGUGGCAAAAUGAAUGAGAGUGUGACAAGUGGCAAAAAAAACCUUCAUUUAUUAGAGGAGAAAAGUUUUAUGCUUGUUAUUGAAGAUAAGGAAGACGAGGGACUGCGGCUCGUUUCUCUUGAGGUUGGAAAACACGCGGACCCAACUCGGGUCGAACCUCACCGGGUUUUAACUGUACUUGAACCGCUUCAUGACCCGGAGUUUAAAUACAGAGACAUACAGAGGAUUCGUCAUUUGUUCAUUCUCUCUACACACACUUUUCUCAGACGUCAUAUUCUUUUGUUUAUGUUAGGCGAUAUCAGCAAGCAUACACAGAUUCACAUAGAGGACAGCCAUAGCGCAAACAUAAUCUGCUGGCCUUCCAUUUUGGUUUGA